AUGGAUCGUUUUGUGCAGCGAUCCAAGUCUAACACGAGCCGGUCACCGCUUGCCACUGGAUCCGGAAAUUCCAACAAGAGGCCUGAGGGAGCUGCGCAACGGACUACUCCAACGAAACGGAGAAGGGUUGCCGAGCUGAAGGAGAGCGGUGAUGAAGACGAUGAAUUUGACUUGCCAACCUUGACCAAGAGUAUCAGGGACAGCGAGGAUGAAGCCCCCAAAAUGCCACCACGCCAAACAGCAAUUGAGAGCUCUUUGCCGGCUGUCCCGAUAGAUAAAGAAGCGAUAGAGCAGUAUGAGGCCAUGCGCUCCUCUCAACCACAGAUCGAUGAAGACAAUACCACUACCAGGUUCGAAAAGCGGCAAUGGGUCCCAGGAAAGAGCUCCAUCUAUGUCGAUGCCUUCAACCUUGCAUUGGAGACCGUCUUGGAGGAUGAAUCGCCUUUGUUUGAUAUCAAAGAGAAGCAUGUCUUUGAGCAAUGGCGAGGCUUGAGCUAUGAGACUCAGUAUUUGUAUGUACGUCUCUUUCUGCGCAAGACUGCCUCUUGGCAUCGCGUGGAACGACUGCAGUCUUCUUACAGCAACGAUAUCACCGAUGUUGAUCUUGCUAUUGAGAACCUUUUGGAGCCCCGGGAGUUGCCAGGUGACAGCAGUAAUUCUCCAGAAGAGACACGAUCUGAGGGUCUCGAAGUGUGGUCAUUGGGCGACACUUUUACCUUUGCGGAUGACUCUCAAGAAUACAUCAAAACUAUGGCAGACGCCACUCCUUUGUUGAGUCUUGACGAACUCAAGGCACUUGCAAAGGAUGCCAAGGUUAAGGGGAAGAACAAAACCGAUCUAGUCAAGGCGCUCUGUCACACAAGUGCUCGACAGGCCGGCUUGCUGUCCUUGGGUCUAAGUCGACAAAAUACUAAUGAAUCGAUAGCCUCGAGAGACCAGGAGCCAGAAGACAGUCAAGAAAAAACGGAAGUAAACAGGGAUUCUCACUUUCUCAGGAAGAUACUUGCUACCACAGGGCCACUCAUCAGGCUCUCCGAGUCCAUCUUCAAACUCUUCGAGCGUGUUCAUCUGGUCUUCUACCGGUCAACCGAAUGGACCGAGAACUCACUGACGGCGAUCAUCCUGGCUAAGAUUGCACGAAGGAACUACCCAGACUAUAUCGUCUGCAGAUCCUCCAACAUAUUCGACUCCCGCCAGAGCCUCCUGGAAUUCGAGCUCUCGAUGCGCAAAGACUUCGAGGUGGACAAGGUUCUCGAGUUCAAUGGCCCACCAGGUGAAGCAGGGUUCCUCAAGGUCCUCGAUAUCUUUGAGGGCAUAGCUGAACGAUGGAGAGAACUUCUCAGGCAGGAACAGCACCGCGAAAAUCAUGUAUACGAGUUUGGCGAAGGGAGUUACCUUCGUCGAUUCAACGCAGCUCACGCCUUCACUCGGGUCGCUCACAAAGCUGCCUACGUCCUUGGCCGUCUACACCGAUAUCGGGAAGAACACGCACUUCUCACCGAAUUGCUCAGUCAGCAUCUCUUCCAUCCAGCCCGCCGCGGAUCGUGGUAUCAACGCAAGGCCUUACUGGAGGAACGGUACAUGUGGGAAGUGGAUCCAGACCCUGUGUCAACCAGUCCCGAAACUCAGAAGAAGCACUGGCAACAGAUUGCCCUCAUCACCUGCGAGACGGGACUGGAGGAUAGAGACUGCCACCUGAUCUAUCACUACGACCUCCAAAAGCGCCUUCUCAAGCUUGAAAAGAGAUUACGGGUGCCACGUCGUCUGCAGCAUGACUUUGGUCAUGUAAAGCUACGGGAACCGGAAGAGCAUAACGUUCAGGGCAUCCAGUUGGUCCGAGAUGAUCCGGAUCCCAAAGGCAAGAACGGCCGCGGCCUGAGCACCAAGACGACGUGGCUCGACGAACUAGGCAAGCUUGACGAGGAUGGAGAACCAGCUCAUGUCAGUGUUGAGGAGAUGUGCCUAUCAUACUAUCGCCACGAGGGCUGGAAAGGCUACCACAGUGAAGGUGGAAUUCUCCGAACAUUGUUUGCUUACUUGUUCUUCGACAUCUUAUUCGUCUAUGUUCCCAAUGUUUUCCAAACGGCUUUCCAAACAUGCCCCCUCGAUCUCCACACGGAUGCAUUCUACCCAGCCCGGGCCAGUCUGAUCAACCAUCGGCUUGUCGAGAUUGCCAACGGUGGUGGCGAGAAGAUUUUGCGGGAGGUUUACGAGCGGGAGCAUGAGAGGCAAACCUGCGUGGUAGGUUUGAACUGGGACUUUGAAAUCGAGGACUUGGUAGAGUUGGUCUCCUGUUUCAACAGGGCUGCCCUUGCUGCCGUAUGCAAAGUCAUGUCAGAAGACUAUAGGGCACGCGGAGGCGGUGUGCCAGAUCUCGUGCUGUGGAGGACAGCCGGAGACGAAGCCCAAACCAAUCGAGAUGGCAUCAUCAACAACAACAUUGACCGAAAAGGAGAGGUCAUGUUUGCCGAAGUCAAGAGUGCAAACGACCGCCUCAGUGAUACACAACGACUAUGGAUCCACGUACUCACAGGCGCAGGAGUGAGGGUUGCGCUGUGCAAUGCCGUGGCACGAGAGGUGCGAACAUUGCUGUGA
Messenger RNA from Podospora anserina S mat+, 2595 nucleotides. RefSeq lists its product as uncharacterized. Gene Ontology annotation, cellular component: nucleus. Bases 1 to 2595 code for a protein of 864 amino acids. Gene Ontology annotation, biological process: interstrand cross-link repair. Gene Ontology annotation, molecular function: 5'-3' exonuclease activity; flap-structured DNA binding; 5'-flap endonuclease activity. The transcript is spliced from 2 exons. NCBI's taxonomy places the organism in Eukaryota, Fungi, Ascomycota, Sordariomycetes, Sordariales, Podosporaceae. The record is from RefSeq and is a predicted model, not a curated record.